AUGGAGAACGGUCAUGAGAUCGGUACCCAACAUGCAACGAAGGGAGACCGCGACACCGGGCAAGAAGGGCUACGUGACAGAUCGUCUCUACCGAAGGCUGAGCCGACUGACCGACUGUUGAAAUUGGGCCAGCCGGAAGAGACGAAGGAGCCUAAAGAAGAAAUAAUGCUAAAUACUGAAGACGUCGAGAUUGCAGAAAUACCAGUUUAUCACCACGAGAGCGGAGAUUUGUUUGCGGAAGAUAUCGAGCAGCAUAUGGCCGUGCUACCAGAGAUGUCGGCGACUACGGAAGAAGUUACGAUUGAGGACAUUCAGAUCGGUGAUCCCGAUGUGCCUCUCACCACAGAUCAACAACGGCUCAGAUCGCUGAUCUGGAAGAGCCGUCACCUCCUCAUGGGUAAAGGUAAUGCUCUACCACCAGCAGCACGAGGCGCGAUCUGUGAUAUUGAUGUCGGUGGGGCAGCACCGAUAGCGCAAGUGCGUCGGUCGCACCCAAAUAUCGGGAGAAGCUGUCAGAUCUCAUCAAAGGACUAUUAG
Molecule: messenger RNA, 537 nt
Organism: Peronospora matthiolae
Lineage: Eukaryota; Oomycota; Peronosporomycetes; Peronosporales; Peronosporaceae
Source: the annotation of a GenBank genome assembly